Messenger RNA from Fusarium musae, 1989 nucleotides. RefSeq lists its product as uncharacterized. The record is from RefSeq and is a predicted model, not a curated record. Gene Ontology annotation, cellular component: spindle pole body. Bases 1 to 1989 code for a protein of 662 amino acids. Gene Ontology annotation, biological process: intracellular signal transduction; peptidyl-serine phosphorylation. The transcript is spliced from 3 exons. Gene Ontology annotation, molecular function: ATP binding; protein serine/threonine kinase activity. Lineage: Eukaryota; Fungi; Ascomycota; Sordariomycetes; Hypocreales; Nectriaceae.
AUGGCGAGCUUCAUGUCCAGUUUCUUUCCCGGAGGGAAAGAAAAGAACCCGGCCAGCGAAAAUGGCAGUUCGCGACCUGCUACGCCAUCCACCAGGGUGGACAACUUCCUCAACCCCGCGAGCACACCUCAAGGCAGCCCGAGCAAGAAGACCAACCCUCCUGGCUCACACGACCUCCCGUCUGCAUUCGAAAGUGCCCUGACACUCAAUCCUCCUGUCAUGGAGCCACCCCUCAAGUUGGGCCGCCCUCAAAGCGUUGUAACCCCGCUAUCACCUGGCAAGACCAAGGUUCAGCCCCUCGACGAGUCCAACGUCAAUGUCGAUGAAAGCGUCGUCCACAAGACACGGCCUGCAAGCCCCCAAAAGAAACAGGGCCAGGAGAACACACCUCCUACUUCUCGAUUGGCUGGCACCGAUUCUCCCCACCAACAUAGCCAUGCUGCUGUCACUCGUCAACAACACUAUGAGCACAGAGAGCGACCAAACACACCUGCGACGAAGAAAUUCAACACCGCCCGAGGCCUGACACCCGAAGAGCGCGAGAUUCUUCAGAAGCCCAACGUUAAGCGGCUCGUCAAUGUUACUCAGCUUUACUUUCUUGACUAUUACUUCGACCUCCUUACCUAUGUUGGAUCAAGACAAAAUCGACUGGCAGCCUUCAAGAACGAAUACCCUCCGCCCCCAGAGACUGAUGAACAGACUCACAACCAAAUGUGGACCAAGUACACAGGACGAGAACGCGCCAACUUGCGCAAGCGUCGAGUUCGACUUCGACAUGGUGACUUCCAGAUUUUGACACAAGUUGGUCAAGGCGGGUAUGGCCAGGUUUUCUUGGCUCAAAAGAAAGACACCCGUGAGGUCUGUGCCCUCAAAGUAAUGAGCAAGAAGUUGCUGUUCAAACUCGACGAAGUUCGCCAUGUUUUGACGGAGAGAGAUAUUCUGACCACCGCCCAAAGCGAGUGGCUCGUUAGGCUCCUCUACUCUUUCCAGGAUGAAAAGAGUAUUUAUCUGGCCAUGGAAUAUGUGCCUGGCGGCGACUUCCGCACCCUGCUUAACAACACCGGUGUGUUAUCCAACCGCCAUGCCCGUUUCUAUAUCGCCGAGAUGUUCUGUUCCGUUGACGCCCUGCACCAACUCGGUUACAUCCAUCGAGAUCUCAAGCCAGAGAACUUCCUUGUCGAUUCUACAGGACACAUCAAGUUGACCGACUUCGGUCUUGCUGCAGGUGUGCUCGCCCCGUCCAAGAUCGAGUCAAUGCGUAUCAAGUUGGAAAAAGCAUCCGAAAGCGCAGUUCCCUUCGGCAAGCCCAUGGAUCAGCGAACUGUGGCCGAACGCCGAGAGAGCUACCGGACAAUGCGCGAGAAUGAUGUCAACUACGCCAAAUCCAUUGUGGGAUCGCCUGACUACAUGGCCCCAGAGGUCCUUAGAGGGGAGGAAUAUGACUUUACAGUGGAUUAUUGGAGUCUGGGUUGCAUGCUGUUCGAGGCACUCACUGGAUUUCCUCCUUUCGCGGGCGCCACCCCGGAUGAGACGUGGCGUAACCUGAAGCACUGGAAGGAGGUGCUGAAGAGACCUGUAUGGGAGGACCCCAACUACUUCCUGAGUAACAGAACUUGGAAUUUCAUUUGCACAUGCAUCAACUCUCGCACAAGACGAUUCUCGAAUAUCAAAGAUAUAUAUGCUCACCACUACUUUGCUGAAGUUGAAUGGGAUGUUUUGCGACAAACUCGUGCGCCCUUUGUACCAGAGCUGGACUCGGAAACUGAUGCGGGCUAUUUCGAUGAUUUCACCAACGAGGCUGAUAUGGCCAAGUACAAGGAGGUUCAUGACAAACAACAAGCUCUCGAGACAAUGGCUGAGCGUGAAGACCAAAUGAGCAAGAGUCUCUUCGUCGGAUUCACGUUCAGACAUCGCAAACCCGCAACGGAAGAAGGCGGAAGCCCCAGAAAGCGCAUUCCCACUGAUGAGACGUUUGGGACGAUGUUCUAG